AUGGGGAGUCCGGGACUCCGGCCUGUGCUCUUGCUGCCUCCAGCGCUGCUGCUGUUCCUGCUGCUGUUGCUGCUGCUUCGCGUCCCGCCAAGCCGGGGCUUCCCAGGAUCUGGAGACUCACCACUAGAAGAUGAUGGAGUCUGGUACUCACACUCUCUCUAUAAAGACACUCCGUGGUGCUCCCCCAUCAAGGUGAAGUAUGGGGAUGUGUACUGCAGGGCCCCUCCGGGGGGAUACUACAAAACGGCCUUGGGGACCAGGUGUGACAUUCGCUGCAGGAAGGGUUACGAGCUUCAUGGCUCUUCCCAGUUGAUUUGCCAGUCAAACAAGCGCUGGUCGGAUAAGGUCAUCUGCAAACAAAAGCGAUGCCCUCCCCUUGCCAUGCCAGCAAAUGGAGGGUUUAAGUGUGUCGAUGGUGCCUACUUCAACUCUCGCUGUGAGUACUAUUGCUCACCGGGAUAUACAUUGAAAGGGGAGCGGACAGUCACGUGUAUGGACACCAAGACCUGGAGUGGCCCACCAGCCUCCUGUGUGGAUGUGGAACCUCCGAGAAUCAAGUGCCCAAGUGUGAAAGAACGUAUUGCUGAACCAAAUAAGCUGACAGUCCGGGUGUCCUGGGAAACCCCAGAGGGGAGAGAUACAGCAGAUGGUAUUCUUACUGAUGUUAUUCUAAAAGGCCUCCCUCCAGGCUCGAAUUUUCCAGAAGGGGACCACAAGAUUGAAUACACAGUCCAUGACAGAGCUGAGAACAAGGGCACCUGCAAGUUCCGAGUGAAAGUAAGAGUCAGACGCUGUGGCAAACUCAAUGCCCCAGACAAUGGUUACAUGAAGUGUUCCAGCGAUGGUGACAACUACGGAGCUACCUGUGAAUUCUCCUGUAUUGGUGGCUAUGAACUUCAGGGUAGUCCUGCCCGGGUUUGCCAAUCCAAUCUGGCUUGGUCUGGCACGGAGCCCAGCUGUGCAGCAAUGAAUGUCAAUGUUGGUGUCAGAACAGCAGCGGCACUCCUGGAUCAGUUUUACGAGAAAAGGAGACUUCUCAUUGUGUCCACACCCACAGCUCGAAACCUCCUCUACAGACUGCAGUUGGGGAUGCUGCAGCAAGCACAGUGUGGCCUGGAUCUUCGGCAUGUCACAGUGGUGGAGCUGGUAGGAGUGUUCCCGACCCUCAUUGGCAGGAUCAGAGCAAAGAUUAUGCCUCCAGCUCUAGCUCUGCAGCUCAGGCUGUUGCUUCGAAUCCCACUCUACUCCUUCAGCAUGGUGCUAGUGGAUAAGCAUGGAACGGACAAAGAACGCUAUGUCUCCCUAGUGACACCAAUGGCUCUCUUCAACCUCAUUGACACUUUCCCCUUGAGAAAAGAAGAGAUGAUCCUACAAGCUGAGAUGGGCCAGACUUGCAAUACCUGAUGUGAUGUUACAUUCUUGGUGGUUCCUCAUCUCUUUUUACGUAGUGCCCUGCCUUACAUAGUGAGUGCCUUUUACCUGGGAAGGCCUUAAAAAUAUCCUUGAUGUACAGAUUUUCAUUUGUAAUUUUUAAAGUCUAUUUUAUUAUGUGCUUUCUUGGCCCUUAAAAAUUGGCACAAUGUUUUUUUAACCUUGAAAUGUUUCAAAGUAUUGGAAUAUAUUUACUCUUUCUAACUCUCCCUUUAGUCUGGUAUUAGAAACUACAAUCGCACACAUACUCUCAGCGUAUUAUUCGUUG
Microtus oregoni (creeping vole) is the source of this 1699-nucleotide messenger RNA. Its product is annotated as sushi repeat-containing protein SRPX. NCBI's taxonomy places the organism in Eukaryota, Metazoa, Chordata, Mammalia, Rodentia, Cricetidae. The record is from RefSeq and is a predicted model, not a curated record. The transcript is spliced from 10 exons. Bases 1 to 1404 code for a protein of 467 amino acids.